Messenger RNA from Olea europaea var. sylvestris, 1116 nucleotides. Its product is annotated as probable WRKY transcription factor 12. Bases 205 to 891 code for a protein of 228 amino acids. The transcript is spliced from 4 exons. Gene Ontology annotation, molecular function: sequence-specific DNA binding; DNA-binding transcription factor activity. Lineage: Eukaryota; Viridiplantae; Streptophyta; Magnoliopsida; Lamiales; Oleaceae. Gene Ontology annotation, biological process: regulation of DNA-templated transcription. The record is from RefSeq and is a predicted model, not a curated record.
UAAAAAUAAAAAUGAAAACACAGCAUUAUAUUCCUGCCAGCGUUUAUCGGUUGACCGAAAAGAAUACACUAUUUUCACCCAUUGAUGCCUUGAGACAACGCCCCACACGUGGUACAACCAACAUGCAAUAAAAUCCCUCCACUAAGAAGAACAUCAGCAAUUUCUUGAAUCCACUACCAGUAAUUAUUUGAUAAAUUUCGAAGAAUGGAAGGGGAAAGAGGAUUUCCACCCAAUUAUGAUCAGCUGCAAGUUUCCUAUCCUGCUGUUGCUCCUCAUCCUCUACAUCAUGAAAUGGGGUUCAUACAGUUUGAAGAUCAGAAUCAGAUGAUGAGCUUUUUGGUACCGUUGCAAUCUUCUCAAAUAUCUCAGCCUCUAGACGGCGGUGGCCUCUCCAUUAAGCCAACCACCAUCACCACCAGCAAUAGAGGUUUUGUAGGGUUAGAUAAUAAUGAACUUCUGAACACUAGACCCUCGUGGGAUAACGACCAGGUUGGAACACUAGAUCUCAAGGCUGUGAAUGAUGAGAAUUGCAGUGGUAACGCCGACGAGGGUGGCAAUUCAUGGUGGAAGAUCCCAUCUUCUGAUAAUAAUGGCAAGGUCAAAGUGAGGAGAAAGCUAAGAGAGCCCAGAUUCUGCUUUCAGACAAGGAGUGAUGUAGAUGUGCUUGAUGAUGGUUACAAAUGGAGAAAAUAUGGCCAGAAGGUAGUCAAGAACAGCCUUCAUCCAAGGAGUUACUACAGAUGUACUCAUAGUAAUUGUCGGGUCAAGAAAAGGGUUGAAAGGUUGUCAGAGGAUCGUCGGAUGGUAAUAACAACCUAUGAAGGUAGACAUAACCAUUCUCCUUGCGAUGAUUCAAAUUCCUCCGAUCACGAGUGUUUCACCUCAUUCUAGAGCAUAGAUGUUAAAAGUAUUUAUACCAUGUUCUGUUAAAUUAUAUAUGGGUGAGUUUGCUUGAAUUAUUAUGUAUUUAGUGUUUAUUCAUUUUCUUGAUAUCAUUGCAUGCGUAAAUUAAAACAAAAUAUGUUGGAUUUGUAGUUUUAUCUACUGAAUCUCCUUGUGUGCUUUACAUUAGUUCGUUUAUGGGGCUAAGUUGAAGUGAUUUCCUUCUUGGCAUGA